Macrosiphum euphorbiae (potato aphid) is the source of this 576-nucleotide messenger RNA. Lineage: Eukaryota; Metazoa; Arthropoda; Insecta; Hemiptera; Aphididae. The record is from the annotation of a GenBank genome assembly.
AUGAGACGAUACAUAACUAUAGCUGCCCCGACUUCACCCACUCACUAUCUUGACAACCCAAACCACAAUACUGAUAUACUAGACGUAGCUAUUCUCAAAACAGAGAAACUAAGGUAUAAAAUAGAAAAUCUCAUAGCCAAACUUUCUUCUGAUCACACCCCUAUCAUUAUUGAACUACAAGCCCAAGGCACUCAAACCCUACCACAAAAAAUUUUUAAACAUACAAAUUGGACCAAACUCAAUCUUGAUACUAAAAACAUAAGCUUUGCUCUCAAGAAAAUGCAAGCUUCAGAACACGUUGACCAAACCAUCACUGAACUCACAACAAAAAUAGCUGUCCCCGUAAGCAGUAACACCCAUGUUACCAAUCCAAAAGAUCAAACCCGCAACCUGCCCAUUAACAUCCCAAACGGAAUCCACAAAAAACGUAAACUGAAAAAAAACUGUCAACAUACAAGACAUCCAGAUGUGAAGACGCUACUCAACAGACAAACAGCAAUAGUCCAUGACCUAAUACAUUCACACAAGGACAACGAAUGGGUCAACUUUCUGAGCAACAUCGACUCUCACAAGUGA